Sporisorium graminicola is the source of this 2799-nucleotide messenger RNA. RefSeq lists its product as uncharacterized. The record is from RefSeq and is a predicted model, not a curated record. Bases 1 to 2799 code for a protein of 932 amino acids. The transcript has a single exon. NCBI's taxonomy places the organism in Eukaryota, Fungi, Basidiomycota, Ustilaginomycetes, Ustilaginales, Ustilaginaceae.
AUGGCGGAAGAGGCGAUAAAGUCGGGCUCAGCUCCAUCGCAAGCGGAUGCUACAGCAACGACCGAAUCCAACACCCGCCGGCCAUCUAACGACGCAGCUCCUAGUCCUCCCCUCGAGCGACGCAUCUCGUCUUCGCAGCAACCCCUUCGUCACGGCAGGAAACCCAUCUACCCGGACAGCGAUGCAGAAGCCGAGGGUCUCGAUGCCGACGUAGACGACGAAGAGCUCGAGACCGGUCUUGCUCCCGGUCAGGGUGACCACGAGCGAAGCUCGCUCUUGGGCGGCGCUUCCACACGUAUUGGCCACGGUGCCGGUGCGAUUGGUCCCCUUGAUCGUGCCUGGCUCAACAUCUCCAAGCUCUGGGGCGGCGACAAGGCCUAUUCUGCCAAGUUGUUGCGUCGUCGCAAGCAACGAAGGACCACCGCUGCCGCAUCCGCAUCGCGCAGAAACUCGAGAUCCAUCCACACCUCCUCUGCCGCUUCCUUCGCUGCCUGGAGGCAGGAGCAUCCCUUUAUCAUGCGCUCACUCUACACAGUUGCUGCUCUUCUCCUUAUUGUGCUGGCCCUCAUCGUGGUCGCCGUAUCGCAUCUCUAUCUGGCAACGCUCAAAUCGCCUUCACCAGAGGCCCAGUCACGUAUCCUGGACGAGUCACUCUUGCUCAAAGGGCCUGAUCGUGUGCAGCUGCUCAACAUUUCAGAUGACGGCAUUCUUGUCCGCGUAGAUGCUCGUCUUGGCCUCGAUCCCGAUCAUGCGCUCGACCUCUGGCUCGGACCGCGCGGCAAACAAGGCUGGUGGAAGAACAAGGAGCGCAAGCUUGUCGAAUGGGCCGUUGGCAAAGUCGCUGGUGUCCAAGUUGACGUUGGCGAGGUCCGUCUAGCAGAGAUUGGCGCCGCUUGGGAGCAAAACUUGCUGCCACCUGCCAGCUUGUCCAAUGUCGAAUUCGAUCCUCGCGACAUGCUCGGAUUCCAUCUCGACCCUCUCGUUUUGCCCUUGCCUCCCUUGAAUCGCAAGAUCGACGGUGGUGACAAGGACAGCAAGGAUGCCCUACGACCGCCCAUUCUGGGUAACCACAGCACACCAGCAGCGCAGCACAACAUGAGCCCCCUCAAUCUCACUGUGCUGCUCAAGCCUGUGGUACCUGCUCCUUACAUUAUGGACUAUGCGCAGCACGCAAUCAAGAAGGGCUUUGCGCAGCUCGACGUCAAGGUCGCAAGCUUGCGCGUUCGUGGUCUAGCCAAAUCCGAGAUUCGCGGCAUCAACCACGGCCGCAAGGCUGGCUUCUUUGAUGUUCCGCGUCGCAUCGACAUUGCACAGCAGCGUAUUCGAAGUCCAGUGCGCGAAAAGGUGCCCAAGCUGGACGACGACACCAACCCCGAUGACCUGCUCAAAGUGGAUGGAUACGAGUUCUUCGAGAUCGGCGACGAUGACGACGGAGGUGAUGAUGAUGACGACGACAACGGCAGCAUCUGGUCGUCAAUGGUGGCGCGUGCCCUUGGCAUCAAGGCCAAGGCACUUGUCAAGAAUCCUCUGGGCAAAGUGUUGCAGGGUAACGUGCGAUACAGCCUGCCUUUCGGUAUCUAUCUUCCCGUCGAUGACUCGUCAGCGCCUGCGCCCAAGCAUCCCAAGGGCGGCACGAGUCGUGCGAAGGAGAGCAGCCCAGCAAACGACACCGACGCUGCGGUCUUGAUGGCGGCUGUUGCAACAGAGCCGUUCCAACUUACGGGGCAGAAGGUGGUCGAGGUCGAACUGCUCGGCCGCGUCGUACCGCCUGCGCAGGACGAGGAGAUGCAAGCCAUCCAGCUCAAGGGUGGCGAGUACGUCGAUGCAGAUGAGCAAGCCUCACAGAAGGGGCUCGCCCUCAGCUCCAAAUUGACCGACUCGCCGCAACAGGUGGCACUGAGCAACUUCCUGAGCCGCUUCCUGCGCGGCGAGAACAACACGGUUUAUGUACGAGGCGGAUCGCCCUUCCGCGAUGCCAAAGACUCCGAGUCUUCUGUCAGCACGAAAGCGCUCGACGAGAUGCCAGGCGAUGGCUCGAAGCUGCCCGACUGGAUCGACUCUGCGCUCCGUCUGGUCGACCUGCCAAUCUCGUUUCCAGGAGCAAAGGUUACGGAGCUGAUCAAGAACGUGACGAUCAACGAUCUCAAGAUCACGCCGCAUCCGUUUGAGAAGGACAAGCUGUUGUGCAGCGGCACGGUGAUGGGCGAGAUCAACAUGCCCGGCCAGCUGAGCAGCAUCGAUGUCAAGAUCACGCACAUGUGGCCCGACAUUUUGGUGUACGAUGGUCUGCCACCCAGCAUGCGGAAGAACGUCGAGGUGGGAGCAGUGGAUUCGAUGAGUCGAUUUGAUCUGGUCGACGGUGCUCUGCGCAGUCUCAAGAGGCUUGCUUUCCUCGGUAGUUCCGCAGGCGACGAGCAAGAUGAGCCCCUGACUUCGAAGGACGAUCCCAAGAAGCCAGAGCCCGAACCUGCGCCGCCUCUUCCGGAUCCGCUGCCAGAGAAAGCGUUUGGACGAGUACGACCAUACGACUUUGCGCCCGCCGAGACGUUCAUCGACCCCACGGAUCCCAAGGGCGAACGUAAGCUGCUGCGCGCCGUGCUGAAGGACGUACCUUUCACCGUGUUGCCUGGGCGUGGCGCCAUCUUCAGAUCGUUCACCUGGAAACUCGUCACGGGUCAAGGAGCGCUGGUGGGUAUCGAAGGAAGCAGCCGCGCCAAGAUCUGGAACUCGGGUCUUGGUGCGCUGCAAUUGCGCAACCUGCCCGUGAAGGGGGCUUUCAUGCUUGGCAAGCGUGAUUGA